AUGUCAACCUUAUUGGAUGAAGAUACCCCGUGGAUCGAUACAGAGGAGGAUAAGUUCCCUAAGGCUUUCCAAGAGAGAAGCAAAUUUUUGUUCAACAAUGAUAUCUUGAGCGAUGUGAAAUUUGUUGUUCGUUCAUCCCAACAUGGCGAAUGCAGUGACCGGAAAAAAAGCAAGAUAGCGAUCCCGGCUCACAAGUUUUUGUUGACAAUCAGAAGCCCUGUAUUUUUUGCCAUGUUUUGUGGCAAAAUGGCUGAAACCGAAGAAGAAAUCAAUCUGCCUGACUGUGAAUAUGACGGUAUGCUUGAAUUGUUGCGAUUCCUGUACACCGAUAAAGUUUGCUUGACCGAAAAUAACGUGAUGCAAGUGGCAUAUCUCGCCGCGAAAUACAUGGUUCCCAGUCUAUCCAAAAAAUGUGCAGUCUUUUUAGGGAAUAAUCUGGACUCGUCGAAUGUGCUUGGAGUCUUAAAACACGCUCAGAAAUUUUCAAACAAACAUCUGUUGAAUUUUUGUUGGGACUAUGUUGAGCAACUGACAAUGCGCGUGGUGAAAUCGAAUGAAUUCUUUGGAAUUGAGAAGUCUCUUCUGCAAGAGUUAGUGGAAAGGGACUCGUUGAAUAUUAAGGAGGUCGAGUUAUUUCAAGCUGUCGAUGGCUGGGCAGAACAAGAAUGUAAGAGGCUAAAUCUGAAAUCAGAAGGCUCUGUCAAGAGGGAAAUACUUGGGGAAGAGGUAAUAAAAAAAUUGCGUUUUCCACUCAUGGAACAGAGAGAGUUUAUGGAGAUUGUCACAGUCACCAAAAUAUUAACGCAGGAUGAAGCAAGCAACGUUGUCGCACAAUUUGACGAUCCUAAUGUGCUGCCUCUGCAUGGAUUUUCAAAAACAGAAAGAGUGGGACCCCCUAUGCGAUGUUGCAGAUAUCAUAAAGGUGUUAACGUUACGAUUUGUUGCAAUAAACCUGCCACAUUUGAACCAAUCACUUUAACUGUAGACAAGAACGUAUUGUUGCAUGGAGUCUCUUUAUUUUUUGACGAGUGUGACUGUGACAUGUAUGCUAAAGUAUCAGCCACUGUGAAGGUUUAUGUUGGUGGUGAAAUGAGAGGUGAUUCACUGUUUUAUUCCCAAACUGAGACCUACGAGGUGAAUGUUCAAAAAAAUAUUGAUCGCAUCUAUCACGGCUUUGAUGUUUUAUUUGAUAAACUCCUGGUCCUGAGGAGAAAUGUUGAGUAUUGUAUUGCUGUUUCACAUGAUAUGCCCUCUAUCUCCUUCUUUUAUGAUUAUGGAGAUUGGAAUGUUGUGGACUGUCAUGGGGUGACAUUCUCCUUUAUGGAUACGGAAACUGUGGUGGCGGAGGUUUUGUUUACAGAAGAUAUAUAGUCUACAAAACAGGGAGAAAAUUGAAUGCAAGGCAGAGCCUAAGGGGGAUACUCCCUCAGCUUAGUAGACAACAAACAGUUUCUCUCUGAUUGAAAAGUAGCAGCGAUGCAAGCCUGCAUUGCAAAUGAGAUUUAGGGCCUGUGUAUAUGAGGUUAGCCAGGCUGGCCCACUUUACUGGGCUGGCUCGGCUUACACCUUGUAUUUUGUUUUCUUUAUAUUAAGAGGCAUGCUGGCCUGCUUGCUGCAUCCCUCAUGAUGAAAAAGUGAUGCUACAGACAUUUUCUUCACCAUUUCUGCUACAUUAGCAUAGCUCGCAAAUUCUGGGGAAAGUAAUCCAGGGUCCUUUUGAAUGCAAAUUAAAGUUGUGCAAGUGCAUAUGAAGUAUGAAAACAAUGCCACUUGUAAACACCAAACACACCAACACUCACUUGUAAACACCAAAUCUGGGCCAGGAAAAUUUGUGACAUUUGAAGCCCCAUUUAAUUACCUUCCUUGUUUUCAAUGUCCUUGAAACAGAAAAGAUGUAAACUGAUAAUUAAUCGUGGGAUUGUUGAGUUUUUAAAAAAAUUUAUCGAGCGGGUUUUAAAUAACCAUGAAAUUUAUAGGCAUGGACCAAAUUACAUACAAAAAUGGUAAAGCAAGCAGCCGAACCUAGGCUAAUCAAAUUCCUCUUUCUUGCAAUUGACCAAAGCAUCCCCCUCUUAUUUCGAACAAAGUUUCAGAUGAAAUCAAACCACUAUGAGAUGAAACUGCAUUUACAGACCUCAUCAUUUUCUUUAGAUAUGAGCUUAUUACGUUGAUAGCAUGUUUAUUCACUGUUUUUAUGACCCUUCAAACUUUGUUUCGGAAUAUUUCCAAAACGCUCUCAUAGAAUUUGUUCAAACUUUGCCACAACCGAGGCAACUAAGGAGGUACAAGCUCCCUAAGCGAUUUCUGAAAAAAAACUUCUAUUACCCAGACAUACAAAGGCAAGUAAAAAAUGUAAUGGCAUCAUUAUGUUGCCAUGGUAACUGUGAUGUUAAUAAAACAUGGAUCAUAACAAAUUUUCAUCUUUAUACAGUGCAGCUGUGGUAACUUUUUUGCAUUGUAUUUUUAAUGCAGACAUGGCAAACACUCAAAGUAGGGAGGUAUAGUCCCUAAAAAAUCCAGUCAAGUCACCUUAAGGAGUCUAAUUGUCUGAUAACCAUUCCACUCUGUUAACUAUGUAUAGUAAAGUUGAGGAAAGUGUGACCCCUACUAGCUCAUCUGAAUGUGGCCUGUUACAUGUAGUUCUAAGUCGAUAAAUAGCUAUUGUUGCCUUAACUCAAGACUGGAUCAAUGCCUCAAGUGGUCUCAGUCAUAUACUCUACUACUACAUUUAUUUGGUAAAUCAAUGUGCUUAUAUACGUGAUUGAAGCGAUUAUGAACCAUAUGUGAUUAGAUAAGCUAUUACAAGGGGAUAUACGUGGUUUCCUUUCAGUUAAACACCCUAAGCAUAAUGCGUUGCAUAUUUGGUUUACGCAAAUCCUAUGUGGUAAGGUCCGAGAAAUCAGCACAUCCUACAAAAAAUCAAGUAUCAGUUAAAAGAAGUAGUUUAUACUUUAAAGGCAUGACCUUUUAUUUUCAGGUACGUAGCAUUUUUUUUUUUGGUUCCUAAAAAAAUGGGAUCAUUAUUAAUACGUUUCUAGGAAACUGCCCACCCACCCCUCCCGUAAGCCAACAUUUUGCACUAAGUCUUAGGGGAGGGGGAGGUUCCAAUAUGAUCCACAAAAUGUUUUCAAAAACUAUAAUAAACUUUCUUGCAAUUUGUCAAGAUUCCUGUUGAGCGCCCAACUUUCAAGCUCGAGUGCUCAGACAUUGAAAGUCUGGUUAUAGAAUAAACUACAGGUCAUGUUUAGAUGAACUAGUUUUCACACUUUCCUCAACUUUACUACAUAUGCUUAGAGGUAGAAGAUAUUUUACUUCACAGAAAACUGAUCAAAGCCAUGUAAUUUAUAAAUUUCUUCCCUGAAAAAAGAAACUUGGCUUCCUUGAGAUAUAUCUAGACUGAUUAUGCUUUGAAAAAUUGCAAUACUCUUACUUGGAUAUUUAUAUUGAACUUGUUUUUAAUAAUUAAGAAGCAAAUUUUUCAGUUGUACCUUAUUUUCUCAAAUGAAUAGCUGGGGACAAUUAUUUUUUUUUUCACACCAAAAGGUGGCGGUUAUUCAAGGGAAGGCGAUUAUUCAAGGGAGGCGAUUAUUUUCAGAUAUUGUUCACUGGAAGUCGUGCCCUAAAUAAUUUGUUGUAUUUUCCCAUUAAAUAAAAAAAUAAUCACAUCAAAGAAACUGAACAUGGGCUUUUCAAUUGUUCCAAAUUUGGUUCCUUGAGUAAUUUUUGUUGUCAAUAUCCUCCGCGUCGUCAGUGAUCAGUUUUGCUGGAUCAAACUCCACUUCAGACUUAUCCUCCAGAUUUACUGCUAUGGGUAUCAAUAGUGGGUUACCUAUAGUGGUGGCGGGCGAUUAUUCGAGGGAGGCGAUUUUUUUAAAAUGUUUUCGUCGAAGGGGGGAUAUUAUUCCAGGGAGGCCAUUAAUGGAAGGAAGGCUUAUUUGAGGAAAUAUGGUAUUUUAUAUCACAUGGAAGUCUCAGUGAACAGUGUCAUUUGUCAGUAGAAUAAAGUAUACUGCCAGUACUGUGGAACAAAAAGACAGUGGUAGCACUCAGUCAAAUGUGUUUUAAGUGUGCCUCAUGUAUUAUUUUAUUCUAAUAAAUUUAACCUUGACCCUGACCCGAAGGGGUUUUCCCCAAAGCGGUUACUUUUAUUGCUGUAAUUUAGCCAAGAAAGCCGAAGGCUGCGCCUUUCACUCUUCAAUCUCCUUUUGCGCUAAGCUCGUACUUGUCUACCCAUGGUAUCAACCCUGUAAACAAGGGUUUUGCCAAUAUUAUGAACUAUUUUUGUUGGCAAAACCAAUUUAUUUCAGUUUAAAAAAGGGGGUGCCUGUUAAGGUAUGUUAACACGGGGAACGAAAACGUACAACGCGUUUUGCAACAUUGCAGCAGCUGCAAAACGAGUUGAAUAGCGAUGUUGCACGCUUUACUACCCACGUUCAAACCUGUCUCCCAGCAAAGAAAAAAUUUAUACCGCAAGUUCUGUGAAUACCGACAUCUGAUUGGAUAAAAAUUACGCGGGAGUCAGAGUUAGGAUUAAAUUAACUGCAGGAGUUAGUCACUUGCUGCAAAACAAGUUUGCCUAGGGCUGUAAAACGCCCAAUACGCGCGUAAAGAGUAUGUUGCAAAAAGUAGAACUACUUUCUACAACAACUUUUCGCAACCUGCAACAACCUGAUUUGUUGCAAGACAGAAUUGAAAGUGGGUGGAAAAACGAGCAACAUCGCUUUUUAACUCGUUUUGCAGUAAUGUUGCAAAAGAAGUUGAACGUUUUUGUUGUCCGGUUUACCGUACCUUUAAGGAUCUGAGCCUGCGUGGGACGAAUAACAACGGUUUCCACGAGAAGGGAGGGAGGAACCUGAAAAAGCGCUAAUUUUUUCGCACGUUUUUGUCCUCUUGCGCCUUGUAUGUCUCGUCACGCAAGGCAGGAGCGUUGCGUGAUGAGACAAGCCGCGCGUGAACGAGGCAACCGAAAUCCCUUUCUCGUCCCCAGAGCCCGUCGUUUCUUGGUCACGUGGUCGGUUACAAAAAUGCCGAGUGAGGGACGAGAAUGCGAAAAUCCCGGAUCAACUUUCCCGCGCUUUCGUCGCCUCACAAUAGGUGUUAGCGCCCUUUAACUUUAAUCGUGGAUUAACAUUCGAGCAAACAUCAUGUUCCGCACAGUAUUGAAGUUGGAUUUCUAUGACGAUAACCCAUGGAUGGAUAUGGAUACGGAGAAAGACAAGUUCCCAAAGGCUUUCCAACAGAGAGGCAAAUUUUUGUUCAACAAUGAUAUUUUGAGUGAUGUAAAAUUUGUUGUUCGUUCGCCCCAAUAUGGCGAAUGCAGUGACCGGAAAAAAAGGAGGAUAGCGAUCCCAGCUCACAAGUUUUUGUUGGCAAUCAGAAGCCCUGUAUUUUUUGCCAUGUUCUGUGGCAAAAUGGCAGACUUCAAAGAAGAAAUCAAUCUGCCUGACUGUGACUAUGACGGUAUGUUUGAAUUUUUGCGAUUCCUGUACACCGAUAAAGUUUCCUUAACCGAAAAUAACGUGAUGCAAGUGGCAUAUCUUGCUGCCAAAUACAUGAUUCCUCGACUUUCCAAAAAAUGUGCAGUCUUUUUAGGGAAUAAUCUGGACUCGUCGAAUGUGCUUGGAGUCUUGGAACACGCUAAGAAAUUUUCAAAUGAUCACCUGUUGAAUUUUUGUUGGGACUAUGUUGACAAACUGACAAUGCGCGUGGUGCAAUCAAAUGAAUUCUUUGGAAUUGAGAAGUCUCUUCUGCAAGAGUUAGUGGAGAGGGACACAUUGAAUAUUAAGGAGGUCGAGUUAUUUCAGGCUGUUGAUGGCUGGGCAGAACAUCAAUGCAAUAGAUUAAAUCUGAAACCAGAAGGCUCUGUCAAGAGGGAAAUACUUGGGGAAGAGGUAAUGAAAAACCUGCGUUUUCCACUCAUGGAACAGAGAGAGUUUAUGGAGAUUGUUCCAGUCACCAAAAUUUUAACGCAGGAAGAAGCCAGCAAUGUUGUCGCACAAUUUGACGAUCCUACUCUUCCGCUUCUGCAUGGAUUUUCAGAAAAACAAAGAAAGGGACCCCCUUUACGAUGUUGCAGAUACCAUAAGUAUGUUGAUAUUUUUAGUUCUUCUAAUGUUCCUGCUACAUUUGAACCGAUCAAUUUAACUGUAGACAAGAACAUAGUGUUGCAUGGAGUCUCUAUAUUUUUUGAAGAGCAUGACAGAUAUACUAGAGUAUCAGCGACUGUAAAGGUUUUUGUUGGUGAUGAAAUCACUACUGGUUCGCUACUUUUUUCCCAAACUGGGUCCUAUAAGGUGGAUGUGCAAAGAAAUAUUGGCCACAUCUAUCAUGGCUUUGAUGUUUUAUUUGAUGAGCUCCUAGUCCUGAGGAGAAAUGUUAAGUAUUGUAUUGCUGUUGCACAUAAUAUGCCGGAUCUCUCUGCCUUUUCUGGGUUCGAAGGAGACGAAGUUGUGGACUGUCAUGGGGUGACAUUCACCUUUGAGGAAAUACGUAUAGGGAAUGUGUUAGCAGAGUUUUUGUUCAAAGAGGAUCUGUAG
This is a messenger RNA of Porites lobata, 6536 nucleotides long. The record is from the annotation of a GenBank genome assembly. Lineage: Eukaryota; Metazoa; Cnidaria; Anthozoa; Scleractinia; Poritidae.